AUGAUGAUGUUUGCAUGCUCCAUUUAUGGCGGACACGGCAGUCUUGGAUGGCGCAACUUUGGCUACAAUCUUGGCGACAUGACUGCUGUUGGACUUAGGAUAUCUGAACCGUCCAGGGGACACUACUCUGACAUCACCUUCCUUCUGAUGCUGGGGGACUUGAGCAGCCAACCUGUGGUCUCCUCAAUCACUGUUUCGGAGACUGGUCAGGUGCUGCCGCAAUAUGGUGGAAACAUCUUCGUCUACGUGGGGGUACCUGUCACGCUGUGUAUGUGUUGUAGCUGGCCGCUGAAAAGGCUUCUCGAGAUGCUGGUGGAGCACUUUUAG
Molecule: messenger RNA, 327 nt
Organism: Volvox carteri f. nagariensis
Lineage: Eukaryota; Viridiplantae; Chlorophyta; Chlorophyceae; Chlamydomonadales; Volvocaceae
Exons: 3
Coding region: 1-327 (108 amino acids)
Source: RefSeq, a predicted model, not a curated record